This is a messenger RNA of Rhododendron vialii, 1113 nucleotides long. RefSeq lists its product as uncharacterized. Bases 1 to 1113 code for a protein of 370 amino acids. The transcript has a single exon. The record is from RefSeq and is a predicted model, not a curated record. NCBI's taxonomy places the organism in Eukaryota, Viridiplantae, Streptophyta, Magnoliopsida, Ericales, Ericaceae.
AUGGAGGCAUUUACAGCUCUUCUUCGUUCUAGAGUGGAUAUGGGUCCUUUCAGUUUUCAUCCUAAACGCAGAAGUAUAGGCCUGACUCACUUGGUGUUUGCUGAUGAUCUAUUCAUCCUGUGUGGUGCCUCUCAGGACUCUUUCAGUCUUAUUAAUCAAUUGUUGACAAAUUUUCAUUCUUUUUCUGGUCUCAAACCUAACAUGCAAAAGAGCUCUGUUUUUUAUGUUAGGGUUUUUGAGACUGUUAAGCUUACUUUGAGUAGUAUUUUGCCCAUUCCUGAAGCUCAUCUCCUUGUAAAGUACCUUGGUGUUUCUCUUAUAUCUACUCGUUUAAAGGCUGCUGACUGCUUGAUUCUUAAGGAGAAAAUUUUGAAAAGGAUUCAGGGUUGGUCAAAUAGGCCGGUUUCAUAUAGAGGUAGAGCACAGCUAAUUCAGUUAGUGCUCUUUUCUGUGCAAGUCUACUGGAGCUCCAUCUUUGUUAUUCCUAGCAAAACCAUCAAAGAAAUUGAGAGUACUUUGAUGGCUUUCCUUUGGUCAAGUUUAGAGAUGAAAUCCUAUGCUGCUAAAGUCCAAUGGUACCAUGUUUGUAGCCCUAAGGAGGAGGGUGGUCUUAGCUUUAGGAGGAUAAAGGAAUGGAAUAAAGCCACAAUGCUUCGACACCUUUGGGCCAUUUGUAAUAAAGCUGACACUCUUUGGGUAAAAUGGAUUCAUAAUUAUAUUAUAAAAGGACAAUGUUUUUGGUCCAUGGACAUACCAAGUGAUGCCUCUUGGACAAUGAGAAAGGUGUUGAACCUCCGGAGUUUGGGUCAAUCCCUCAUUAAAUACCAAGUUGGGAAUGGUCAGAAUACUCACUUAUGGUUGGAUAAUUGGCAUCCUCUGGGUCCUCUUUUUAAAAGAUUUGGUGAGAGUGUUGUGUACAAUCUUGGCAAGUCUUUGCUUUCAAAGGUGUCCUUUAUUAUUCACAAUGGUGCUUGGAGAUGGCCUAGGCAAAGAAAUAGGGUUACUCAGUUUAUAGUAGUUCACACCCCCGUAGAUUCUCAGCCAAACUGCUUACAUGAAGAUUCAGUCGUGUGGCUCCCUCAUCCUAGUGGCUUUUCAGUAUUUUCUGCAUAG